Molecule: messenger RNA, 432 nt
Organism: Leptosia nina
Lineage: Eukaryota; Metazoa; Arthropoda; Insecta; Lepidoptera; Pieridae
Source: the annotation of a GenBank genome assembly
AUGCUUAGACGAUUUCUUGAUAGCUCACCAGGACUACAAUGUACUCUGCAGGCAGGUUCAAAUUGUAUUAGAGCGUCUAAAAUAUUUAGUCUGGAGAAUCAACACGGAAAAGUCGAUAACCGUUCCAACGAAAUCGCUCGUGGUUUUAGGCAUACACUGGAACCCAUGGCUCAACAAAAAGUCGAUUCCAGAGAGCAAAUCAAUACGGCUUCAGAAAUUUUGGGCAUAACUUCAAUAAGUGCUUUUCAAAGCCUAAUAGGACUGUUAAAUUUCGUCAGCUUUGCUGUAACACAAGGCAGAUUACACUUCCGAAAUGCUCUUGUAUUCCUAAACAGGCAACUAAAGGAAUCGCUCGUACACGAAACUGUCAUUCCUCAAAAGGUAAAAGAGGAUCUUGUUUGGUGGCUUGCAAAUCUUCGAAAACCUGCUUAA